Ascochyta rabiei is the source of this 288-nucleotide messenger RNA. RefSeq lists its product as uncharacterized. Lineage: Eukaryota; Fungi; Ascomycota; Dothideomycetes; Pleosporales; Didymellaceae. The record is from RefSeq and is a predicted model, not a curated record. The transcript has a single exon. Bases 1 to 288 code for a protein of 95 amino acids.
AUGGCAAACUUCUCCAGAGUCGUCAUCCACAAAGCCUCCACCGUCGACCCAGCCCGUGCGGUCAGGGCAGCUCGCCUCGUCCGUUCCAUCAGAGGCAGAUACAGAUCCCAGGCCUUCCUGUUCCUGGCCUACCAUUUCUUCCUGUCCGCACCUCUCCACCUCGACGUCUUUGUCCUCUUCUUCAUCCUGGUCAGCAACUUCAUGAACCGCAAGGAAGCCUUUCCCAUUCAAAUGCUCAUGGACGGCGUGCGCUUCCUGCUCGACGAGAGGCGCUUCGUCAUGCGUUGA